This is a messenger RNA of Eurytemora carolleeae, 2705 nucleotides long. Its product is annotated as calcium-activated chloride channel regulator 1. The record is from RefSeq and is a predicted model, not a curated record. Lineage: Eukaryota; Metazoa; Arthropoda; Copepoda; Calanoida; Temoridae.
AAAAUAUACAGUCUUGGAUUAAAGAAGGAAGUGAAACUUUGUAUAUUUCAAGCAGGGGUUGGGUCUUCAUCAGAAGUGUUAAAAUACUAAUACCUUCAUCAUGGACCAGUAUCAAUGCAACUAUUGUGGAAAGUGUGGUCUUCCAAGAUGGUGAUGUUCAAGUUAAUACUAAAAGCGGAGUAUAUGGUAAUUCACCCUUCACUCUUCAAACCAGUGGCUGCGGAGAGGAAGGAGAAUACAUCCAGAUCUCAAAUGAGUUUAUAGAAAAUUAUGGAAAUAUUGAAGGUACUUUUGGACCUCCAGGACAGGUGUUUGUUCAUGAAUGGGCAAAGUACCGGUAUGGAGUUUUUGAUGAGUUUGGAUAUCCAGGGGACGAGAAAUAUCCGAUGUUUUAUUACAAGUCUCAGUGGACAAUGCAAGGUCAAGUCAAUGAAAUAGCUCCAAACUUUUGUACCAAUGAAGGUCUUGUGGAUUACAGACUUGAGGAUUGGAAAUAUGGCGGGGCUUGUAGAUAUGAUGAGAAAACUGGACUUCCAGAUUCAAACUGUUUUCCAGUUCUGGGAGAUGGCAACAUGGUCAAGUCCUCUAUCAUGGCAAUUCCAUAUCUACAGGGAAAUAACCAAUUUUGUGAUGAUUCUGAAAUCCUGUUGCAUCAGGCAGACAUACCAACAAAGCAUAAUGACAUGUGUGGAGGUCAAAGUACAUUUGAAAUUAUAAAAAAUCAUCCAGACUUUAAAGAUUAUUUGAACAACAACACAGAAGAGAGUAGAACCCCAAGUUUUGAAAUUCUUAGAUCAAAAACAUCUUCAAGUUUUGUCAUGGUUCUUGAUGUGUCCGGUAGUAUGGGGGACUAUUUCAGAUUAGACAGACUUAAGGCUUCUGCAAAAAGAUGGUUAACAUAUGACCUGGACGAUGGAGUUCCUCUUGGAGUAGCAAAGUUUAGCUCUAAAGCCUCCACAGUAGUAAAUUUAACACCAGUUAACAAUCAGAGUAGAGCAGACAUUGCCAAAGCACUUGACAAUUUAAAUGCAGAUGGAGGCACUUGCCUUGGUGCAGGAUUAAAAGAAGGAUUGAAAGUUUUUAAGAAUGGUGGUGUUGAAAAAGGAGGUGUAAUGAUAUUUCUAACUGAUGGAAAGUUUGACUGUAAAAACCCAGAUAUGCCAGAUAAAACUACAAUAGCCCAAGCAAUUCCAUUAAUUAAGGCACAAGAGGUAAGAGUCAUUACAAUUGCUUUCAGUAACAAUGCAGAUCAAGACAUUAUAAAACUUGCAGAGGAGACAAACGGAAAAGCUUUUUUUGUUCCUGAUAAUUCUGGUCCAGAAGUAAUCAAUACUGCUAUGCAAGGUUCUCUUACAUAUCAACCUGCAGUUCCAUCAAAUGAAGUGGAUAUAGUUAUUUAUGAAACAACAUAUAAGAAUAUCAUGGAGUUUUCUUUUAAUUUUACCAUAGAUGAGUUGAUUGGGAAAGAUGUUUCUGUUCAAAUUGACUUCUCUGGUAACAAAGGGGCUGAUAUUGUUGUUGACAAUGUACCAGAUCAAUUCACUGAAGAAAAUGGUGUCUAUUUAAAGUCAUUCUCUGAACUAGCUCCAGGUUACUACACUGUUUCUGUAAAUAGCACUAGUACAAUUGGAUUUGCAAGUGUAAAGAUCACAGCGAAAUCUAUGACAGACACUAUUCCAGUCAUGACAAACUGCUGGACAAGUAUUGGUAACAAAAAAGCAGAUAUGACUAAUGACAUUAAAAUUGCUGUAAUUGCAAGGGUUUUGCAGGGAACUAACCCAGUGAUUGGGGCAAAGGUUACAGCUUAUAUCGAGCGUGAUGAUAAUCCUAUUCCAUUAGAAAUCUCUCUGUCAGACUCAGGUUCUGAGCCUGAUACUGUUGCAAAUGAUGGAUUAUAUGCCAGAUAUUUUACUAGUUUUGAUCCAAGCAGCAGUUCAAAACGUUACAGCUUAAAGUGUCAAGUUGAAGGUUCUGAUGAUACCCAAAUAAAUGAAGGAUUUAUUGAUGUAAAGAGACAUCCAAAGUUAAAAUCCCUCCCAAGCAAUCCAACUGGAGGAAAUCCCAUUUGCUGUGGCAGCAACACUGUAAGGGAAGAUUCAACUCUCACGCCUACUGGAGCCUUCACAAGAUCAUCUGCUGGAGGAUCUAUUGAGAUUGUUAAUGGAGACAAAGCCAGUUAUCCACCAGCUAAAGUUACAGAUCUUAGGACUGGUAAUAACCCCGAUAAUCGUGCAUACUUUACCCUCUACUUCACAUCUGCUGGCAAUGUUUUAGAUUCUGGCACUGCUGGAGAGUUUAAAAUUUUCUUCACUCAAAACUCAACAGACUUGGUGAAUGUAACUUUGAUAAAUAACUUUCUUGAUAGUUUGAACAGUACUGAUGUCUUAAAUUCUGAUCAGCUAGCCCCUACUGCAGCGGGCACUAAAGUGGAGCUAAAUGUAAGUGUUGACAGAUUUCAGGUUGGACAACAGUAUUUCUUCAGACUUGUCACAAUAUCCUUAGAUGGGAAGAAGAAAACCUGGUCAAAUAUUGCCUCUUUCUACAAUUAUGAAGGACGGACAGAAUCAUCUGCAGUUAGAACUUUUACAAAUAUAUUUUCAUUAGCAUCAGCUCUUCUUUUUAUACGUUCUUGGGUUUGAAAUCAAAUAUUGAUGUAAAUGCUGUUUUCUUAAAAAUUAAAAAAUAAAUAUAUCAAUGUCUUUAAA